This is a messenger RNA of Aethina tumida (small hive beetle), 717 nucleotides long. RefSeq names its product death-associated protein 1-like. Lineage: Eukaryota; Metazoa; Arthropoda; Insecta; Coleoptera; Nitidulidae. Gene Ontology annotation, molecular function: death domain binding. The record is from RefSeq and is a predicted model, not a curated record. The transcript has 2 exons. The coding region runs from base 219 to 521 and encodes 100 amino acids. Gene Ontology annotation, biological process: apoptotic signaling pathway; negative regulation of autophagy; cellular response to amino acid starvation.
CAUAUAUUUUAUAUUUUAAUAAAAGUUUUUAUAAUGUUGCAUAACAGGUUUAUUAUUACUAUUAUUACAAUAUGACCGAUUCUAUUGUGCAAUAUUAUUUAAUUAUUAGUGCAACUCGGUAGGUCUCAUAUCUUAUUUAGAUAAAAUUCCCUCAUAUUUAUAAACGUCGUUAACAACACACCUCAGUAUUGUUCGGACCUUAACGGGAAUCAGAAAAUAUGUCGAGCCCUAAAAACGAGUGUGAACUCAAGGGAGGUCAUCCACCAGCGGUUAAAGCUGGUGGCAUGAGAAUAACUCAACACAAAACCAAAAAAGAUUCGAGGGGGAGUGGUUUGACCGAAGACACGACGGGUAUUACAAUGUCAAGCAGUCCUCCAAAGACGAUCACUGUGGCUGGGGCCGUCGUCAAAGGUCACUCCGAUUUUCCACCGGAAGCUGUUCGGGGUUUUCAUAAAGAGAAACCACCGAUGCCUCAGUCCAACGUAAAACCAAUUAUGCACAUUCAACAGCCAAGAAAAUAGAUCAUUCCAUCUAAGUAAUAUUAAUUAUCUGAAAAACGUUAUUUGUGAAAUGUGCUUUGUUACAGAGCUCAAUAUCCGUCUUAUAUUGGGCGGCUUACUGCACAGUGAUGUGAAUUUUGAUUAUGUUCGAGAAUAUAUUAUUGUAUAUUAAUAUUUUAUAUAUACAUGCAAUAAAAUUUUGUAUAACUAAUGCUGA